AUGGGAAUGAAUAUCUCCGGCACUGUUGCACUAGCAAAAUAUGGACAGAUAUUUAGAGGGGACAUUGUGGCGAAUGCUUAUGAUGCAGGUGCUGUAGGGGUAUUAAUCUAUAUAGAUAGGAAGGACUACGGGGGCGGGGGAGGUAGUGCAAAGUGGUUUCCUGAUGACAAGUGGAUGCCCCCAAGUGGAGUCCAGGUGGGAUCAGUGUUUCGUGGGACUGGUGAUCCUACCACACCCGGUUGGCCUAGUUCCCGGGCAUGCGAGAGGCUAUCAGAUGAUGAGGUGGAACAAAGAGAUGAUGUUCCACACAUCCCUUCAUUGCCAGUGUCCUGGGCGAAUAGCGAUGCAAUCAUGAGAUCUAUAGGUGGGCCCGUAGCCAGUGAUGAUUGGCAAGGAGGCAUUGAUGCACCAGUUUACAGAGUUGGACCAGGACCUGGAAUUUUAGAGCUUAGUUAUAUGGUAAGUGUCCAUAGUACUACAUGGGCAGGUUAACCAUUA
Molecule: messenger RNA, 498 nt
Organism: Camellia sinensis
Lineage: Eukaryota; Viridiplantae; Streptophyta; Magnoliopsida; Ericales; Theaceae
Source: RefSeq, a predicted model, not a curated record